GUCUCUUAAAAUAAACUAACCAAAUUGAGCACUCGUUCAUCAGGGCAGACUCUGUCUCGUGGAUCAGGAGGCAAUUCGAAUGUUUACUCACUCCGAGGAAUUUCGAGCCUGGUCUGCUGAAGAGCGGAGGACAAAUACCAGUUAUUCUGUUCAUUAUUGGACUGUUUCUUUUUUCCACCCGGAGACACCGCUGCCCUUUGCAUCGAGUGCUAAGGAGAGACCGACUCGCUCGCGUGCCCAUAUAAAUGCGCACUCUCUCGCGGACAUCUACAACAGCACCUCGGGCAGCAGGAUGAGCUCGUGGGUUUUGCUGCUGGUUUGCCUACUGGCCGCGUGUUUGCGGUUUGGUGCCACCGAGGGUGAUGUCCUCCCUUCAUCUUUGGUGGAUUUGGUCAGGAACAGUCCCAUACAGGAACUGCAGAUGCUGCUGCUCUCUGACUCCGUAGUGGACUCCGAUUCAGACAGUCCAAAAACCAACGACAUCAUGAAUCGCCUGCCCAGGAGUCUGGAGGCAGUGGCGGCACAGCAGGCUGUGUGUAAAGUGAGGACUGAGGUGGUGGAGGUGACCAGAGCCAUGCUGGACCGUACCAAUGCUGACUUCCUCCUCUGGCCGCCCUGUGUGGAGGUCCAACGCUGCUCAGGCUGCUGCAACACCAGGAACCUACAGUGUGUUCCCGUGACCACACACACACGCCACCUACAGGUGAUGAAGAUUCAGUACGUGAGGAAGAGGCCGGUAUAUGAUAAGGCAGUAGUGUCUGUGUUUGAUCAUGUGGAAUGCCAAUGCCAACCACGCAGGAAACACACACACUCUGUCAGAGAGAAACACACCCACUCCGGCAGCGAGAAAGAGAGAGUUGCUAAAAGUCAGAGUGUGGAGCAGCUCAAACUUCACCAGCUGGAGGCACUGUGGAGUCAGCCCUGGGACUCCAGCAAACACCACAUGUUUAUCAAUAAUAAUGGAUCUAAACAAACAAACUACACCGCAACUAAACAAACGGACACACACUUUACACAUCCAAAUCACACGGUGUCUUCAGAACCAGAGGAAGAGGAAGAGAAGGAGGGAGGGAUGGAGAGAAGAUCUGAGCAUAACGAGGACGCCAAGGAGCAAACCAGUCAAAAUCAGGCUCAGGGGAGCAACCUGGCCAAUCAGACAUCAGAAAAUAAGCAGAGACACAAAGACACAGCCAAUCAGAGGCUGGAUGACAGAGUCAGCCCUUCAGAGAUGACUGGUCAAAACUGUGGGCAAAAGCCAAACUCUGUAGAAGAAGCCAAUCAGAGCUUAGGACAGCAACACAACCAUGUAGAUGUUACCAAUGAGAGAGAAGACCACAGACUGACUGAUUUAGAGACAACCAAUCAGAGUCUUAGAGACAAUGAGACUCCGCCUUCAGUGAAGAGUUCACACACACUGGAGUCAGAGCGACAGGCUCUGGAGGAGGAGAAAUCGGAGCUGCUGUCUCUCCAUAGACGACUAGAUGAAGAAAGAAAACUCCUAAAACAACAGCAUAGAGAUAAACAGCAAACUUACACAACGACACUACGCACGGUGUCUGGUUCCUCUAGACCAGUGCGACCAGCUCCUCCACGUUCUGCACCCAAGACCCCAGUACGAACCCCCAGGAAACGACAACGCAAACACAGACAUCGCAUCAGCAAAGCAGCAAUGAGGGCUAUGUUAAUGUAGAAAACACACACCUGAACAGGGGCGAUGGAGGUGGAACAGACGGUUUUUU
This is a messenger RNA of Chanos chanos (milkfish), 1739 nucleotides long. It is a transcript of the gene pdgfbb, whose product is annotated as platelet-derived growth factor beta polypeptide b. Gene Ontology annotation, molecular function: platelet-derived growth factor receptor binding; growth factor activity. The coding region runs from base 80 to 1690 and encodes 536 amino acids. Gene Ontology annotation, biological process: positive regulation of protein autophosphorylation; positive regulation of cell population proliferation; positive regulation of ERK1 and ERK2 cascade. Lineage: Eukaryota; Metazoa; Chordata; Actinopteri; Gonorynchiformes; Chanidae. Gene Ontology annotation, cellular component: membrane. The record is from RefSeq and is a predicted model, not a curated record. The transcript has 7 exons.